AUGGAUUCUCUGCCUUCGUCUACUAACGGGACAUCGUCCUCGUGGGAGUCCGUCUUGACGAAUGCUCAAUCCCAUAAGGCGAGCAUCGUGUUGCUCACUCCUACCAUCGGCAUCGUUCUCUGGUUCUUCGCCUCCUGGCAGAUUUCUUCACUGAAAAGAUAUCCUGGUCCUUUUCUAGCAGGAUGGACCAACCUAUGGCGACUUUGGCAAGUCAUCUCAGCCGACUAUGCCCCUCGAAUGAAGAAGCUCCAUGAGAAGUACGGACCCGUAGUACGACUGGGCCCGAAUCUUCUAGACAUUGACAUACCAGAGUUGGUCAAGGUCAUCUAUAGCACCGACGGAAAAUGGACAAAGUCAAACUUUUACCAGAACAGCAGCUCAAUAAUCAAUGGCAAGAUCACAUAUCACAUGUUCAGCGAAGUCGACAAUGUCGAGCACGCCAGAUUGAAGAGGCCGGUGGUCCGACACUACUCCGUCCCCAGCGUGCUGGCAAUGGAGCCACACAUGGAUCAGGUCAUUGACGAGUUUUGCGAUCAUCUCCAAAGCCGAUUCGUCGACACUGGCAAGAAAUGCGACUUUGGUGACUGGUUAGCAUACUACGCAUGGGACUUCCUUGGCUACGUCACAUUCAGCAAGAAGUUUGGCUACAUGGACGCAGGCCGCGACUUUGACGGCACUUUAGCCAUCGGGGACCAGUCGAUCGAUUACCUGGGUCUCUGCGGUCAGAUGCCGUGGAUGGACUACUGGCUCGACAAGAACCCGGUCUAUCCUCUCGGCCCACCAAAUAUCUCCAACGUAACCAGAAUCGCCGUUGAGAACAUGACUGAGCGCCUCAAAGGCGAAGAUACAAACUUUACGCCCGAGAAGCCGGACUUCCUGCAGUAUUUCAUCGAUUCCAAGGGAACGCAUCCUGAGAUCGUCAAUGAGGGUACAAUCAUUGGGUAUCUCCUGUUGAACUUAAUCGCCGGAGCCGACACAACCGCCAUCACGAUGCGUGCCCUCUUCUACUAUUGCCUCAAGAACCCCCGCAUCUGGAAGCGCCUCGAAGCCGAAGUCAUAGCCAACAUCCCCAGCGACAAGCCGGCAUCCCACUCCGCCGCCCGCGCCCUCCCCUACCUCGAAGCACGCAUCGUCCCCGAGGGCGGCCUCGCGCUCCCCGACGGCUCCGUCGUGCCCGGCGGGUCCCUCGUCGGCAUGAACCCGUACAUUGUGGGCCGCAACAAGAGUGUCUACGGGGAGGACGCCGACGAGUUUCGGCCCGAGCGCUGGCUGCGGCAGGAGGCUGAGGGCGAGGACGCCUAUAAGCUCCGGAUGAGGCAGUGGAACGCGGCGGAUAUCACGUUUGGCGGGGGGUCACGUAUUUGUCUUGGAAGGAACUUGAGUCAGAUGGAGGUGUACAAGGUUGUGCCGUCGCUGAUUUCGAGAUUCGAGAUUGAACUCGUGGAUCCGAAUGAGAAAUGGUGGACGAGCUCGCGGUGGUUUUACAGGACGAAGGGAGUUGUCUGUCACUUGAAGCGCAGAACCGCAAAGGCAUGA
This is a messenger RNA of Colletotrichum scovillei, 1536 nucleotides long. RefSeq lists its product as uncharacterized. Gene Ontology annotation, molecular function: monooxygenase activity; heme binding; iron ion binding. The record is from RefSeq and is a predicted model, not a curated record. The transcript has 6 exons. The coding region runs from base 1 to 1536 and encodes 511 amino acids. NCBI's taxonomy places the organism in Eukaryota, Fungi, Ascomycota, Sordariomycetes, Glomerellales, Glomerellaceae.